UUGGAUUUGUGAAUGUAGUCCAACCUGGAGCGAUGAUGUCACAAAUGCAACAUGUUUGGAGGGCCAUGCUUUUAUGGACUCUGCUUUUUGUGGAGCAAGGAAAUACUACGGAGAACUGCACCACCCGCCGAUGUCUGGCGAACAACCUCGUCAACAAAAAAUUAAUAACUCAGCCACAGCGUGACAACUGCUCCGAGUACAUUUUUGUGCCGAUCAUUGAGUAUCAGACCAUCAAAGUUGACACAAAGAAUCUUCGUUUGGUUUGUCGUUUGGAUGCCAUCAUUGAAUGGACUGAUGAUGAUUUAUACUGGGAUUAUAGCGUUUACCCUUAUAAUGAGGUGAUCCUACCCGUGAGCAAAGUCUGGACCCCGGAUAUAUUUGUGACCAAUGGCAUAUCUUCAACCACGCACAACAGCUUCCGCGACCUGAUAGUUUACAGCAACGGCACCUUGAGGCACAGAGUGGUGAUAGCGGCCGAGGUCAACUGUGAGUUUAACCUCUUCAACUACCCAUUUGCUGAAGACGAAUGUCCCGUGGUCAUCCAAACCUGGUCCACUGAAGGAUGUGGUACAACCAUGGAAGUCGGUAAACUGGACGUGUAUGACGGGAGCCACGGUGACUGGGAAACUCUGGACGCUUACCUUCACUCUCCAUCCAAUGAAAAAUACUUGAUUUCAGUCAUUUUGAAGAUCCGUCAGCAGAAUCCCUUCAUCACGCUGAUGCUUCCGAGCAUUCUGAUCAUCCUGGCCGACAUGGUGAGCUUCGCCCUGCCGCUGAAUUGCGGCGAGCGCAACUCCUUCAAGGUCACCCUGGUGCUCAGCUUCACCAUGUUUCUGCUCAUCCUCAACGACCACCUGCCCGGCGACAGCGAGUGUAGCCCCGUGAUAAAAACACACUUCUGCGUGUGUCUGGUGAUGUUGGUGGUCAGCAUGCUAGUGUCCAUGGUGCUUACUAGGGUAGCCCAGGAUGGAGGCCUUAUCUUCUGCUGCUUUUCAAGAGGAGCAAAGGCUGCAAACAAGCAAGAGGAAGCUGACCGGGAAGUCGCAGGAGACAUCAGCGUCAUCCAGAUUGACAACUCGGAGGAAAAUCAGAUGUACCGGAAGGUGAUAGACUUCCUGAACGCCAUCAAAGCCAGGGAAGUGGAUUCCGACCGCAAACAGGCGCUCGCCGACAGGCUGGAUAAAAUCUUUUUCUGGUUCUAUUUCAUUGUGGGCACGGCAUACUUUUGCGCCAUGAUCACGGUGAUGGUGAAAUACGACUGUAAUGUCAACCAUUUGGAAUUCUUGGAUUGAACGCCAGCGGUGGGAAGCAACAGAGUAGAUUUAUUUUGUACUUUUUUUCCCUUUCAUUAUGAAAAACACAUUUAUGGCGGAAAACACAGACAAGGCUGAAAAAGCAGUUUCUGCUCUUGCACCCCUCUUGAAAAUAAACUGCUGUAUUUUAAGCCAAAAGAACUGUUGUCUUUGACAGAAAAAUAUGUUUAUAUGGUCCUAUAGCAGUUUCAUGGCGCAUUAUGCCCUAGAAUUAUUUUUAAUUUGUCCGUUUUACCCUGGAGACCCCCGUUUACAGACACCGCACAACCACUUUUGUUUCAACCCAGCCAUAAAAAGGAGGCAAGUAAUUAUAUUAUGGGAAAUGUCUAUCAUUUUUAGCUUAGAAUCAUUAACUGAUGUCUAAUACUUAGUUAAAAAAAGAAAACGAUUUUAAAAAAUUAUUCACUCGACUAUUUUCAACUUUUAAACAAAUUACGUCACAAUGAAAAAAAUGGUGUCUGUAAAUUGUCACGGACAUUUACCUCAUAACUAUCACUUAAUUUUAUUUUUUUUAGUCACAUUUUGAUAAAUAAUUUAUCCAAAGAAAAAUUUAAAAAUAAGGUCUAAAAGGGUAAAUAUUUGAAAAAGAAAAUCUUGACCACUCUUUGAUGUCUGUGAAUUCUGCGUCACGACUCUGGUUAUAUUACCGUGUUUCACCCAUAAAAUUCCCACAAAGCCUGACUGUGGCCAUUCACAGCUGUGUCUUGACACUGGGUGAUACAUGUUACAGUUUUCGGAUCGAGACAAGUACACGAUAAUAUCUCAUUAAAAUCAUGGUGUCUUUACAUAUGCUAUCACCUUGAGUUACCGGAAAGCCACAAAAUGACAUACAUUGCAGUCGAACACUAGCCCGAGAAUUAUGGACACAGCAGGCUAACUGACUAGCGUGGUGUCCAUUAUCUUUUCGACUCUUGUUUCCGUUUCGUUUGCUUAUUAUGGGAUGAUAUCGAUGGAUUAGAUACAUUAGAUGCUUAAAUUAUAAAGCCUAGGUCCUAGGCUGCAAGGCUAAAAAUACAAUAAAUUUAUGUACUCAUUUAUGUUCCCUUUAUGUAUACAGAGCCUUUUAUUCUCAGUAUCCUGCAUUCACAUUCUUUAAUCAUAAUUGAAAAAAUAUUUCAAAAGCCCACUGCAAAAAAUAAAUUAUCAUGGUAUUGGAAUUUAACCCCUAAAAUUCCCCUGGAAAUGUUUUUUCUUUGCACAGAUUAAAAUCAAGCGAAAUCAAAAACUGUAUGGAGUAAAGUUAUCAUUAACUACACAGCUAACUCCCCGUUUAGCCAUGUUUAUUCAUAAAAUAAAACACAGGGCUGAAUUAAAUCUACAUUUACUCACACACAAAUUAUUUAUUACUGUACAUCCACCUACAUGUCUUAGUGCAUGCAUAUUGAUAAUCAAAGACUUCAGUAGACAAAGGGGGAUAAUCUUGAAUUGUUCAUUAUUUAUUAUGGAACAGGAUGGGUGUCCAAAACAUUUUUUUUAAAAUGAGAAACUUAAAGAAAAUGUCAAAGGUCCCAAAAAUGUCUAUUUUUCACUCACCUGAUUUGACCUACUUGUAAGGUGUCAAAAAAAUGUCCAUUUCAAAAUGUUUCUUCCCCCCCGAAAACAGAUUUUAAGCUUUCCGUUGAUGUAUCACAUACAGUAGGGCAAAUAAGUAUUUAGUCAACCACCAAUUGUGGAAGUUCUCCUACUUGAAAAGAUUAGAGAGGCCUGUAAUUGUCAACAUGGGUAAACCUCAACCAUGAGAGACAGAAUGUGGGAAAAAAACAGAAAAUCACAUUGUGUGAUUUUUAAAGAAUUUAUUUCCAAAUUAGAGUGGAAAAUAAGUAUUUGGACACCUACAAACAAGCAAGAUUUCUGGCUGUCAAAGAGGUGUAACUUCUUCUAACGAGGUUUAACGAGGUCUAACGAGGCUCCACUCGUUACCUGUUUUAAUGGCACCUGUUUUAACUCAUUAUCGGUAUAAAAGACACCUGUCCACAAUUUCAGUCAGUCACACUCCAUAUUCCACUAUGGCCAAGACCAAAGAGCUGUCGAAGGAUACCAGAGACAAAAUCAUUGACCUGCACCAGGCUGGGAAGACUGAAUCUGCAAUGGGUAAAACGCUUGGUGUAAAGAAAUUAACUGUGGGAGCAAUUAUUAGAAAAUGGAAGACAUACAAAACCACUGAUAAUCUCCCUCAAUCUGGGGCUCCAUGCAAGAUCUCACCCCAUUGCGUCAAAAUGAUAACAAGAACGGAGAGCAAAAAUCCCAGAACCACACGGGGGGACCUAGUGAAUGACCUACAGAGAGCUGGGACCACAGUAACAAAGGCUACUCCUGCACAUCCUACAUCCUGCACUGCCAGACGUGUCCUCCUGCUAAAGAAAGUAGACGUCCAGGCCCGUCUGCGGUUCGCUAGAGAGCAUUUGGAUGAUCCAGAAAAGGACUGGGAGAAUGUGUUAUGGUCAGAUGAAAUCAAAAUAGAAAUUUUUGGUAGGAACACAGGUUCUCGUGUUUGGAGGAGAAAGAAUACUGAAUUGCAGCCGAAGAACACCAUACCCACUGUGAAGUAUGGUGGUGGAAACAUCAUGCUUUGGGGCUGUUUUUCUGCAUAGGGACCAGGACAACUGAUCUGUGUAAAGGAAAGAAUAAAUGGGGCCAUGUAUGAAGAGAUUUUGAGUGAAAAUCUCCUUCCAUCAGCAAGGGCAUUGAAGAUGAGACGUGGCUGAGUCUUUCAGCAUGACAAUGAUCCCAAACACACAGCCAGGGCAACAAAGGAGUGGCUUCGUAAGAAGCAUUACAAGGUCCUGAAGUGGCCUAGCCAGUCUCCAGAUCUCAACCCCAUAGAAAAUCUGUGAAGCGAGUUGAAAGUCCGUGUUGCCCAACGACAGCCCCAAAACAUCACUGCUCUAGAGGAGAUCUACAUGGAGGAAUGGGCCAAAAUACCAGCAACAGCGUGUGAAAAGCUUGUGAACAGUUACAGAAAACGUUUGGCCUGCGUUAUUGCCAACAAAGGGUACAUAACAAAGUAUUGAGAUGAACUUUAAGUAUUGACCAAAUACUUAUUUUACAGCAUGAUUUGCAAAAAAAUUCUUUAAAAAUCAAUGGGAUUUUCUGUUUUUUUCCCCCACAUUCUGUCUCAUGGUUGAGGUUUACCCAUGUUGACAAUUACAGGCCUAAUAUUUUCAAAUGGGAGAACUUGCACAAUUAGUGGUUGACCUAUUUAUUAGCCCCACUGUAUGCAUAUAGAACAAUUUUGAAAUUUGGCCAAAUUGCGGGUCUCAGAGCGGAACUUCAAUUCACCUGAGUGUUUUCCGCCAUAUUCACGCUACUUUGUUAGAGUAGGCUUGUUUUUUUGUUUUUUUAAAUCCAUGUGUGAUGAGACAAUGUGAAAACCAUGUCAAUACCCUACACAUGUAUAUACCCUAUUUUUUAAUAAUUUCCAACACCAAUGUUAACAUUGCACAUUAUAUCCUUGCAUGAUAAGUACAUAUAAUUUCAUAUGUAGGCUUGCCUUGAAUAGCUCUAUAGAUCGUUACUGCCCUCUAGAGGUGGCAUCGUGUCCUCGGUAUUUGGGGAAAGACAAUAGUUGACAAGUCAUAAAAAUCAGGUUCCUGGACGUUUAUUAAUGUGUAUAUAUAUAUCUAUAUAUACAUAUUUUUGCAUUAUAAAAAGUACAAAAAUCAACCAGGAUUUUUUAAAGAUUCUCAGCAACAAGUUGUUCUCAAAGAGCUUACACCCAACAGAAAAAAUCUGAUUCUUAGCCUCACAAUAUAUAUAAUUUACUGUCACAAUAACCAUGGGAAAAAAAGUCUAUAUCUAUACUUAAAACAUAUUUUUUUUCUUUGAGUAAAUUCUUUGUCAUCCAUGUCGAAAUUUGAGUCAGUAAAACUAUAGACUUCACAUUUAUUCAAUUGUUUGUACAAUUAUGCUUUUUUAACUGAAAAGUUUAGUUAUUCCUUGCACUCCUGGUGUAAAAAGAUAUUAAUGUGAUCAUGUAAAUUCAAGUGUAUUGCACAUAUUGCAUGCAAUGUCAGUGGAAAAUGUAUCUCACCCUGCCCAGUGCAGACGCACAUUUAAA
Molecule: messenger RNA, 5370 nt
Organism: Corythoichthys intestinalis (scribbled pipefish)
Lineage: Eukaryota; Metazoa; Chordata; Actinopteri; Syngnathiformes; Syngnathidae
Product: 5-hydroxytryptamine receptor 3A-like
Exons: 9
Coding region: 33-1292 (419 amino acids)
Biological process (GO): chemical synaptic transmission; signal transduction; monoatomic ion transmembrane transport
Cellular component (GO): synapse; neuron projection; plasma membrane
Molecular function (GO): acetylcholine-gated monoatomic cation-selective channel activity; serotonin-gated monoatomic cation channel activity
Source: RefSeq, a predicted model, not a curated record